Magnolia sinica is the source of this 758-nucleotide messenger RNA. Its product is annotated as 17.4 kDa class I heat shock protein-like. Gene Ontology annotation, biological process: response to hydrogen peroxide; protein complex oligomerization; response to salt stress. The transcript has a single exon. Bases 89 to 574 code for a protein of 161 amino acids. The record is from RefSeq and is a predicted model, not a curated record. NCBI's taxonomy places the organism in Eukaryota, Viridiplantae, Streptophyta, Magnoliopsida, Magnoliales, Magnoliaceae.
CGACUGUAGUUGACCCGAAGAGGGAGACGAAAAAAAUUCUGAAAUUGCCUACAAAAAUUUCCAUCUCUACCCCUGACAUUUUGAGAAAAUGUCGAUCAUCCCCAACAUCUUCGGUCGCCGGACCAACGUUUUCGAUCCAUUCUCGCUCGACGUGUGGGACCCAUUCGACGGCUUCCCCUUCUCCUCCAACGUCCCAUCUCUGCCAUCCUCCUCUCGCCCGCGCUCGGAGAUCUCGUCCUUCGUAGGGGCACAGAUCGACUGGAAAGAAACCCCGGCCGCACACGUGUUCAAGGCCGAUCUGCCGGGCCUGAAGAAGGAAGAGGUGAAGGUUGAGGUCGAGGACGGGCGGGUGCUGCAGAUCAGCGGCGAGAGGAGCCGCGAGCAGGAGGAGAAGACGGACACGUGGCACCGCGUCGAGAGGUCAAGUGGCAAGUUCUUGAGGCGAUUAAGGUUGCCGGAGAAUGCGAAGGUGGAGGGAGUGAAGGCAGCAAUGGAGAACGGAGUGCUGACUGUAACGGUUCCGAAAGAAGAGGUAAAGAAGCCUGAUGUGAAAUCCAUUGAAAUUUCUGGUUGAGCGUUAUUGUGGGGAUUUUAGGGGUUUUUGUGAUGAAGGGCGUGUUUUCGAUGGAGCGGAUGUGGAUACUUUUGUGUUUCGUCAUGGGUGACUGUAGUGGAAAUGGUUGGUCGUGGGUAAUGUAAAUGGAUGUCGUUAGGUUCUGAUUUCUACUUCAAUGAGUUUUCGUUGCAGGUGGUUUUAA